Messenger RNA from Drosophila busckii, 890 nucleotides. Its product is annotated as MIT domain-containing protein 1. The transcript is spliced from 3 exons. Lineage: Eukaryota; Metazoa; Arthropoda; Insecta; Diptera; Drosophilidae. The coding region runs from base 73 to 792 and encodes 239 amino acids. The record is from RefSeq and is a predicted model, not a curated record.
AUAUACAAUUGCAUUAACUAAGAAAUAAAACCUGAAUACAGUGUGGCAGAAAAGUAAUUUAAAUAAAUUAUCAUGAGUGCAGCAUUACAAGCUAAGGAUCUGUUGAUCCGCGCUGUGUCCUGCGAUCAGAGCGGACGCAUUUUGGAGGCGCAAACAUUAUACCAAAAUGGCAUUGCAAUGUUGAUGACUUUCGUCACAGACGAACCGGAUGAGGUAAAGCGCAAAGGAUUUCUUACAAGGAUUAAAGAGUAUAUGGAUCGUGCGGAUGCAAUAAAAGCGCGAGUAAAUGGUAAGCUCUCCCUAGGUGAAGUGGUCACACACAUAUCAAUUGAGGAAGAUGACGUGGGCUAUGACUACGAACAAAUAUUUGGAAAGUAUAUGGACAGUAAAACCGUAGAGAUAAUGCUGGAGGAGCCCUAUUUGGCGCAGAACUAUCAGUUUCAAAAUCUCAUACGGUUUCUGGAGCUAGCUGUGACCAACUGCCCCAACUUCAAGUACAUACGAUUGAUAACCAAAGAGGAUACUAAGAACUUGGACCAACAGAAAACAAAUAUAGGCCAGAUCAAGGCCGAUCUGGAGCGCAGAAAGAUAGCAUUUUUUAUUAAAUACGAGGAGACACUGCAUGAUCGCAAAAUUUACUUGAGCAAUGGCUAUAUUAUCAAAAUCGGACGUGGACUGCACUUUUAUAAAGCUUCCAAUCCCAUGUAUUCCAUUGGCCUCAACAAUUACAGAUACCGGAAAUGCUUGCAAACCGACGUGGAUAUAUGGCGCACGUCGGGGCACGCCAAUUAAACUAAAUAUGCAUAUAUACAACAUGGAUUCCAAAGCGAAGCUAAAAGACGAGUAUUUUUUGUGUGAGUUUUACUCUUUUAAAUUUAAUAAUAAAGUUG